UCUAGUUAUCGAAGAAAUCCUCUGGCUGCUCCAUUUACCGUUGCGUCGCCUCGGAGUUGAUUCAUCGGAAGGGAGGAAGCAAGAAGCAAGAAAAGGAGGAGGAGGAGGAUGGGUGGUGGCGGAAGGGAGUCCAAUAGCAUAUCUCUGGAUGGGGUGAGGGACAAGAACGUGAUGCAGCUCAAGAAGCUCAACACCGCGCUCUUCCCCGUGCGUUACAACGAUAAGUACUACGCCGACGCUCUUUCCUCCGGUGAAUUCUCUAAGCUCGCGUACUACAGUGACAUAUGUGUUGGUGCAAUAGCAUGCCGACUUGAAAAGAAGGAUGGAGCAAUUCGUGUUUACAUUAUGACUUUGGGUGUUUUGGCUCCAUAUCGUGGGUUAGGAAUUGGGGCUGAACAACUCCCGCAUUGUAAAUUUUCUGGUUUCGCAUCUGGUUAUAAUAAAGGUACAAGAUUAUUGAAGCAUGUGUUGGAGCUGUGUGCUAAUGAGCAGAACAUUGCUGAGAUCUACUUGCAUGUGCAAACAAACAAUGAUGAAGCUAUUGGGUUCUAUAAGAAAUUUGGUUUUGAAAUUACAGAUACCAUCAUGAAUUACUACACCAACAUCACUCCUCCCGAUUGCUAUGUUCUCACAAAGUUUGUUACUCAUGCCUCACCAAAGAAAUGAUGAUUGAACUACUCCCAUUCAGACUCUACAUUACUAAAGAAUGUCUGACAAUACAUACUUUAUUUUAUGUUUUUUGAGGUUGUAUUCUUCGUAGUUUUUUUUUUUUGGGAGUCCCAGGCCCAAGUUUUGUGUGUAGUGGUUACAAGUUUCCAGCAGUUCUUUCUGUAUUUCAGGUGACACAUGAAACCUGUUUUUGGCAUACUCGAACUCAGCGACAUCUAAGAACAACAAAAUUGUUUUUAGGUUAA
Messenger RNA from Nymphaea colorata (pocket water lily), 914 nucleotides. RefSeq lists its product as uncharacterized. Gene Ontology annotation, biological process: mitotic sister chromatid cohesion. The record is from RefSeq and is a predicted model, not a curated record. Gene Ontology annotation, cellular component: NatA complex; cytoplasm. The transcript has 4 exons. The coding region runs from base 109 to 666 and encodes 185 amino acids. Lineage: Eukaryota; Viridiplantae; Streptophyta; Magnoliopsida; Nymphaeales; Nymphaeaceae. Gene Ontology annotation, molecular function: N-acetyltransferase activity.